This is a messenger RNA of Panicum virgatum (switchgrass), 739 nucleotides long. Its product is annotated as transcription factor UPBEAT1-like. The transcript has a single exon. The record is from RefSeq and is a predicted model, not a curated record. Bases 92 to 328 code for a protein of 78 amino acids. Gene Ontology annotation, molecular function: protein dimerization activity. NCBI's taxonomy places the organism in Eukaryota, Viridiplantae, Streptophyta, Magnoliopsida, Poales, Poaceae.
ACCACACACUACAAGCUUAAUACAACUCUUCACUUGCUCCAACCACACAGAGAGAGAGAGAGAGAGAGAGAGAGAGAGAGGGAGAGAAUCCAUGGUGACACAAGGAAAAAACACCAAAAUUAGAAGAGGAAUGAUGUCCCUGAGGAGGAGGAAGCCGUUCCAGCUCAUGGUGCUGAGGCGUCUCCGGGAGCUCAAGAAGAUCGUGCCGGUGGGCACUCGUCGCAAGGCCGACGUCGACGCGGUGCUCCAGCAAACCGCCGAGUACAUCUGCGCGCUAGAGCUGAAGGUGGCCAUCCUACGGAGGCUCUCCAACAUCUACGGUGUGUAGCCAGCUCUGGUGAAGACAGCCGAUGAUUUGCAUGCCAGUCACCAGCACAUGUAAGAGGGACGAGAGAACCUAGCUACAUUUCUUGCCAUGGCCACCUCUGUUCAACUCCUCCCUACCACCAACCAAGUAGUAGCAUAUUGUGCCUUCCCUAUGCGAUUGGUUGGUCGCAUAUGGAAGUGUGUCUAUUAGUUAAAUCUGUCUGGAAAAGCCAGCCCCUUUAUCCAGCUGAUUGCAAGAAAUUGCUUUGACUGGUGGUUGUCAAUACGCUAGCUGGUCUGCAUGCAUGGUUCAUGUAUUUCAUUUGUUUGUAUGUGUGGGUGUGUGUCAACAGAUUUUUGCCUAGCUCUUCCAUUUACUGCCUCCAGUCAUUGGCAGGGCUUCUAAGACUAUAUGCACAAACACAUGCAACCA